UUUGCAAUGUUUGGUAUGCUGAGUCCUGCUAGUCGUGGUGCUCUAUUGACUGCCAGUAUUGUGCUGUUCAUGUUUAUGGGGCUUAUAUCAGGCUAUCACGCCGCUAGGAUGUUCAGAACACUUAAAGGAAAUGAGUGGAAGAUGGCGGCCACUUUGACUGCAGUGCUGUAUCCUUCUGUUAUUUUUGGUAUUGGAUUUCUAUUGAACUUCUUCAUUUGGGGCAAGCAUUCAUCUGGAGCGGUUCCAUUCACGACAAUGAUUGCCCUCCUCUUCCUCUGGUUUGGUAUUUCCUUCCCUCUUGUUUUUAUCGGGUUUUAUUUCGGAUAUCGCAAGCAGCCUUACGAGCACCCGGUCCGGACCAAUCAGAUCCCCCGACAGAUCCCCGACCAGCCCUGGUAUCUCAGUCCUUUCCUUAGCUCCACUGUUGCCGGGAUCCUUCCAUUUGGGGCCAUCUUUGUAGAGCUAUUCUUUAUACUUUCAGUAAGUGAAAUGAGUACAUGUACAAGUACAGUACAGCUCAGCUAUAACUUUACUUAUCGUGUACACAUCACGAGUGUAAAA
Messenger RNA from Amphimedon queenslandica, 561 nucleotides. RefSeq names its product transmembrane 9 superfamily member 4-like. Gene Ontology annotation, cellular component: membrane. The annotation marks the transcript as partial. Lineage: Eukaryota; Metazoa; Porifera; Demospongiae; Haplosclerida; Niphatidae. Gene Ontology annotation, biological process: protein localization to membrane. The record is from RefSeq and is a predicted model, not a curated record. The transcript is spliced from 4 exons.